UGUUACCCAAUCAAAUGUUAGUACGUUGUCUGAGUCUAGACCUUAAUGACGCACUGAUUUGUUUAUGUUUUUUAAAAUCCCUUCUUUUUUUCUUUUUGUUCCCGAAAGGAUGAGUGAAGUGAUUCAAGCUAUUUUUAUUAGAGAAAGUGAAGUACGAAGCACACCUAAACCUCAUGUCGUAUAUAAAGUAGAAGUUCAUGCAGCAGUUCGUAAUUGGGUAGUUUGGAAACGCUAUUCCGAGUUUUAUAAAUUGGAUUCCCAAUUCCGCACGAUAUUUCCAAAGCAGACAACGCCGGUGCGUCUACCUCCUAAAAGUUAUUUUCCAAGCACCUUUUCAGACCCAGAAAAGAUUGAAGAACGUAAGAGAGGAUUGGAAGCUUAUUUACGUAGCAUUCUAAGCUCGCGUGACGACCGUUGGCGUUUAACGGACGUCUGGAAGGACUUUUUGGCCAUCCCAAUAGGUCGAAACUUGGACUCUUCGACUCACUAUACCUCCGAGACAUGGCUCGACGAAUUCACCACCAUGUCUUCCACCGCUCGUGAAAUUAGGUCCCUGAUCAAUAAGAAGAGCACUCAUUUAGGGAGAAACGAAAUAUCCGCCUCGCAUAAUUGUACAGUACAAGCUAAAAAGCUCUUGAUGAAUCUAUCAGCCAGAAUAUCCAAUUUAGAAACAGGCUUAAACACCUUGGCUAGUUAUGAAGGUGGUAUGUCUGAGGGUGAACUAAGAAGACGACAGGAUAUGUUGACUUCUCUCAAGGACGAAAAGGAUGCUUUGAUGAAAUUGGCUAGUACGGGUAGACAGGAUCAGGAUUUACUUUACAAGACAACUAUAUCAGACACCAAAAAGAGCGUCAAUUUGGGUGAUCGAAAAUCCCUGUUUGGUGAUCAUAGUGGUUUCUAUGGAGCUACCGAUGAUAACUAUGGUUUCCCACAAACAACAGCAACAAUAACAGCUAAUGAACAGCCACAAAAGCAGAAUUUAUCCAAUAAUACUGGAAGAGCAUUUGGUGCAGCUGCUGUACAGAGAAAGAAAGAUCAGUUAGCUAAAGAGACAGAAGUAACGAGAGGUUUAGAUAAUGAAGGUCUUCUUUUAAAUCAACAGCAAAUUAUGGGUGAUCAAGACCAACAAGUACAACAAUUCGGUUCGAUCUUAGCUAGACAGAAACAAUUGGGCAUUACUAUUGGUCAUGAAUUGGAGACACAGAAUCAAAUAUUGGAUGAAUUGGAUGGAGAUGUAGGAAGAACUCAAACCAAAUUGAAGUUUGCUAAUAAAAAGCUUCAAAAGAUCAAAUAAUCUUUUUUAGUGGAGUUCUAAUUGGUUUUUUAUUUUUAUUUAUUUAUUUAUUUAUUUUUAUUUUUGUUUCCCUGUUCUUUUUC
This is a messenger RNA of Mucor mucedo, 1377 nucleotides long. RefSeq lists its product as uncharacterized. Bases 65 to 1294 code for a protein of 409 amino acids. The transcript has a single exon. Gene Ontology annotation, molecular function: phosphatidylinositol binding. The record is from RefSeq and is a predicted model, not a curated record. Lineage: Eukaryota; Fungi; Mucoromycota; Mucoromycetes; Mucorales; Mucoraceae. Gene Ontology annotation, cellular component: intracellular membrane-bounded organelle.